CCUUCAUUACUUUUAUUUUAUAUUUCACUUUAUUACUUUACUUAUGUGGCAACAUGGACAGCGACUUUUUCUGUACCGAGUGUCAGAUUCCAUUCACAGCUCGUAGCUCCUUGUAUCGCCACAUGAGACAAAAACAUGACAAAGAGCCAAGAGCUGUUUAUCCCUAUGCAUGUGCUUUCUGCCUUCAAACUUUUAAAUUUAAAUAUUUAUUAACUCGUCAUGUGAGCCAAGUUCAUAAUAAUAUCCCUAACCCUUCACCUGCCCAAUCUUCUUCGGUAUCUUUUGAAGACAUUACGCACCUUUCCUCCUCCACUAAAACAAAUAUAAAGCAUCCUUCUUUACCCACCUCAUAUACUACUUGUUUGACAUCACCUUACAAUUUACUUUCACCCACAUCAGAUCCUCUUCACAAACAUCCCCACGUAAAUUUAUCGCCGCAUACUUGCACUUCCUCUAUUAAAGUUCAAAUUCACACGCCUCCCAUUCCCAGUUCCCCAAUCAGUACUAAAGAAAAUUUUACAGGUACACCAUCAACAAAAGAGAAACUAAGAUAUCCACUUUCUGCUUGCUCAUCUUUUACCUCUGCUCCUUCCAUAUCAGAUCGUCUUCACAAACAUUCCCACGUAAGUUUAUCGCCACAUCCUUGUACUUCCUCUACUAAAGUUCAAAUUCACACGCCUCCCAUUCCCAGUUCCCCAAUCAGUACUAAGGAAAAUUUUAUAGGUACACCAUCAAGGAAAUCCAGAAUAAAAUGUCCACUCCCUCCCUGCUCCUCUGUUUUUUCUAGGUACACAGGUUUAUACGAUCAUAUUGAGUUUUAUCACAAAACUACAAUUGAUUAUGAACAGUUUGUGUUUCAAAACAUUAAAGUUUUUGAAUUGUGGAAAGCGGACAUAGAGCGGAAGGAGUUUUCGCAUUAUGUAAAAUGCAAUUCAGGAUAUAAAUCAAAAACUGAUGACAAGACAAUUUAUUUCGAUUGCCACAGGUCAUAUACAUAUGACCAAAAACCCACUGUAUGCUUGUUUACUAAAACGAGCAACAAAACCGGAUAUGCUUGCCCAUCAAGGAUUAGUUGUACUAUUAAUCACAAUGGAACAGUUCAUGUUGAAUUUUGGAAGACACAUGUGGGACACAGUCAAGAUAUAAAAUUUAUUUCGUUAGAUAAGAGCCUGAAAGAACAUAUCAAGGAUCAAGUUAUAGCAGGAAUUUCAGAUGACAUAAUCUUGGAAAAUAUUAGAAAUGCAGCAUAUGAAGGACAUUUACCAUUAAGGGCAUCAUUAAUUACCAGGAAAGAUAUACGAAACAUCAAAUGCAAAGCUGUGAUACCAUAUACUACAUAUCUAGACAAGAACGAUAAAACCAGUGUUGAGAAAUGGUUUGAGAACAAUAAAACUAGCAACAUUUACAAAAUUUUAUUUUACAAAAAGCCAGGCCUACAAGAUGAUAUAUUAGAAGAAGACGAUGUUUUAGUGGUUAUAAUGACCACGGUGCAGGCUCAAAUUUUAAACGAAUUUGGUCAUGACAAAAUAUGUAUCGAUGGAACGCAUGGUACCAAUGCAUAUGGAUUCCAUCUGCAUACUUUACUUGUAAUCGAUGAGUUUGGUGCAGGAUAUCCUGUUGAUAUCGUUUAGGCUUCUGAAUUGGUUUGAUUUUAGAAGCAUUUCCCUUUCCAAAAUGCGAUUAUCCAAUCCGGUGUUUGCUGGAAAGAUUCUUGCACAUGCAUGGACAUGCUUACAAAUGUUGGUUCUUAUUAAAUAAUUCACGCAUGUGCAGGUUUUUGAAACUUUAUAAUGUGCAUUAACAUCUUCAGUAGACUGAACUCGCCAUUCUUUAUGUUCUAUUUGUUUUCUUAUAUUACUAGGUACGAUUUUAAAACUUUUUACAUGACUUAUCCUCACUUGUCUCUUAGGUUUCUCUGAUGGAAUGCAUCUCUUUCAACUUUUGAAACACCGUCAAUGGUUCUGGCCAGACGCCU
Molecule: messenger RNA, 1975 nt
Organism: Ctenocephalides felis (cat flea)
Lineage: Eukaryota; Metazoa; Arthropoda; Insecta; Siphonaptera; Pulicidae
Product: gastrula zinc finger protein xFG20-1-like
Exons: 5
Coding region: 54-1631 (525 amino acids)
Source: RefSeq, a predicted model, not a curated record